UUUUUCUCAGAGCAGUUGAGAGGAACGCCUGCGAAGCUGAAGAGGAGGGCUCAGCCUCUUCCCACCAGCGCGCCGUUCUCUGGGAUUAGGAAAGUCAACUGAUGCUUCCCAGCGCCAGGAUCUCAGCAGCACGGAGCCUCCCGAGGCAGGGAACCGCGACGGCAAAUCCAGCCGGAGCUCCAGGCAGCAGCUGCCUCUCCCCGCGGAUGCCACUUAACCCUGGAUUUAUGCGCGUCCCGCUCCCGAAAUUCGGCUGGAAACCCACCGUGCCCGCCCUGCACGGGCACUGAGCGCUGCCAGCCCGAGCCGGGGCUCCUCUGCUGGAAGAGGCUCUCCCCAACCCCAUGCGGGUUCCCGGCACAUUCCAGGGGCUCCCGGCAGAUUCCCGGAGCUCCCAGCACGUCCCGGCUGACCGGCAGAUGAGCCAGAGCAUCUCCCCAAAGGAGGCGUGCUGGGGGAACCAGGGCCAGGACACGAGGUACCUGUAUGAUUUCUGAUUAAUAUUUCUGGAUGAAUGCCGUAAAUAUGAGCCGAGAAGAUUUAAAAAGGAAACCACCGAGGCGCGCCAGUGAAUUAAUUUGCUUUUAGACAAUAUGUGGCUGGUUUGCAGCCCUUUGCCAGCAGGACCACUAUUCCUUUCCUAUGCCAAAGACUGACCGCGUUCGACUGAGCCCUCCUGCCUGACUUCUGCCGUGGAGGAAAUUCGAGCAAGAACAUGUAUAGUGAAUUGCUGAAUUCAACCAGCGCCACUGAAGCUCACCUGAUCAUCCAGACCAACACUCCCUACCUGGGCAGCACCCCCAGACCCGUGAGCUCCUCCGCCCUUUACAUGUCGACAGCCAGGGUGCUGAAGGAAGGGGAAAUAAAUAAGCCGGACCUGGUGACUUACAUCAUCCUCUUUUUCUUUCUGCUCCUGACCGUGACAUUCAUCGUGCUCUUCAUAAACUGCCAGCUGAAAAACUCUUUCUUUGCCACCCUUCCUUACGACAGAUCGCUCCGGGAGGCGAGGAGCCCGUGGAGGACACAGGCUGUGUGACACUCCCCGUUUCCAGCGGGAGCAGGCACCGGGAUGCCGGUGCCACCAGGAGUUAGUGCCAUGUGCCAGUGAACGGAUGUGACCCCCG
Empidonax traillii (willow flycatcher) is the source of this 1124-nucleotide messenger RNA. RefSeq names its product small integral membrane protein 32 (gene SMIM32). The record is from RefSeq and is a predicted model, not a curated record. The coding region runs from base 716 to 1036 and encodes 106 amino acids. Lineage: Eukaryota; Metazoa; Chordata; Aves; Passeriformes; Tyrannidae. The transcript has a single exon.